This is a messenger RNA of Gracilinanus agilis (Agile Gracile Mouse Opossum), 2663 nucleotides long. It is a transcript of the gene HHIPL1, whose product is annotated as HHIP like 1. Lineage: Eukaryota; Metazoa; Chordata; Mammalia; Didelphimorphia; Didelphidae. Gene Ontology annotation, cellular component: membrane. The record is from RefSeq and is a predicted model, not a curated record. Bases 228 to 2663 code for a protein of 811 amino acids. The transcript is spliced from 9 exons.
CAGGGCGGGGCUGCAAGCGACCUAAAGGGAGAAGAGGGGCACAGCUGGAGCUGAGAAGGCGCAGAAGGAGCUCGAGACUUGCCAAGUUGGGGACUAGAGGGAGGCAAGGGCCUAGAGAGUAGAGUGAAGGAAAGAAGGAAAGAAGGAAGGGGAGGAGGCGGGAGAGAAGUGAAGAGCAGGAGCUGCGCUGGGCAGGCUGGCCGAACCGUACGCUGGGGAGCGCCCCCAUGGCUCUGGCCGGCUGGAGGGUGGCACUGGCCCGGCUAGUGCUGCUGCCGUUCGCCCUGGCUCCGUUGCGGGCCGGCCCUGGGAGUGCGCACCCUCAGUGCCUGGACUUCAAGCCCCCAUUCCGGCCACCGCGCCCGUUGCCCUUCUGUGAGCAGUACACGGCCUUCGGCUGCUGUGAUGCGGAGCAGGACGCCGCGCUGAGCCGCCGUUACUGGGCCGUGACCAGUCGCCUGGAGCCAGACACCUUCGCAGUCUGCGCCGCCUACGUGCGCGACCUGCUGUGCCAGGAAUGCUCUCCAUAUGCCGCACACCUGUUUGAUGCAGAGGACCCAUCCACACCCCUCCGGACAGUGCCUGGGCUCUGUAAGGACUACUGUAUAGAUGUAUGGCAGAAUUGCAGGACCAUAUUCCGUCAUCUCUCCCCAGACCCAGAGUUAUGGGCCCUGGAAACAAAUCGGGCCAAGUUUUGCCGCUACUUAUCACUUGAUGAUGCUGAUUACUGCUUCCCUCGCCUAUUGGUCAACGAGAAUCUGAAUGUGAACCUGGGUCAGGUGAGGGCUGACACAGAAGGCUGCCUGGAGCUCUGCCUGGUGGAGGUAGCUAAUGGUCUCCGAAACCCUGUGGCCAUGGUGCAUGCCAAUGAUGGCACUCACCGAUUCUUUGUGGCUGAGCAGGUGGGGCUGAUCUGGACUUACCUCCCCAACCGUUCAAGGUUGGAGAAACCAUUUCUGAACAUCAGUGAGGCUGUACUCACCUCUCCCUGGGAAGGGGACGAGAGGGGUUUUCUUGGCAUUGUCUUCCAUCCUCAGUUUAAGCAUACUGGGAAAGUCUAUGUGUAUUACUCUGUGGAGGUCGAUUACGAGGAGAGGAUCCGCAUCAGUGAGUUCAAGAUUUCCCCUGAUGACAUGAAUACUGUGGACCACAGAUCUGAAAGGAUAAUUUUGGAAAUUGAAGAACCAGCAUCUAACCACAAUGGGGGACAACUGCUCUUUGGAGAUGAUGGGUAUCUUUACAUCUUCACUGGGGAUGGAGGAAUGGCAGGAGAUCCAUUUGGGAAGUUUGGAAACUCACAAAACAAGUCAGCCUUACUUGGCAAAGUGUUACGGAUUGAUGUGAAUCACAAUGACCGAGGGCCUCUGUACAGAAUCCCCCCUGAUAAUCCCUUUAUUGAUGACCCAUCUGCCCGGCCAGAAGUCUAUGCCUAUGGCGUGCGGAACAUGUGGCGCUGCUCCUUCGACCGAGGAGACCCCAUCACCAAGCAAGGGCAAGGGAGGCUCUUCUGUGGAGAUGUUGGCCAGAACAAAUUUGAAGAGGUUGACAUCAUAGAGAAGGGGAAAAACUAUGGAUGGAGGGCCAGAGAAGGCUUUGAGUGCUACGACAAAAAACUAUGUGCCAAUUCUUCACUAGAUGAUGUCCUUCCAAUCUAUGCAUAUCCACACAAGAUGGGAAAGUCAGUCACAGGAGGCUAUGUCUACAGGGGCUGCCAGUCCCCCAAUUUGAAUGGAUUGUACAUUUUUGGGGAUUUUAUGAGUGGGCGCUUGAUGUCUCUCAGGGAGAACCAGGCCACCAGACAGUGGCAGUACAGUGAGAUCUGCAUGGGGCGUGGGCAGACAUGCAUGUUUCCAGGCAUGAUCAACAACUAUUAUCAGUACAUCAUUUCCUUUGCUGAAGAUGAGGCAGGGGAACUUUACUUCAUGUCUACUGGAGUGCCAAGUGCUACUUCUCCAAGAGGAGUCAUUUACAAAAUGGUUGAUACCUCCAGGAGAGCUCCUCCUGGCAAGUGUCAGAUCAAGGCUGCACCUGUGAAAGUGAAAAGUCGGAUCAUCAGCUUUGAGCCUAAAGAGAAGUUCAUCUCCAAAACUGUGACUGUGCGCCCUAAACCACGAACGACCACCAAAGCUCCACGACGGAGCAGUUCCACCGUGCGGCCCACACCAUCUUCAACUGCUGACUGGGCUGAGCAGAUUUUACAACUCCUCCGAAACCGCUCAGUGACCCCCACAACACCUAUUUUGACACCAACAAGGAGGCCCUCUGGUCGAAGAGGUGGAAGGAGGAAAGGAAAGCCAACUAUGGCACCUUCACCUCCUCGGAAUGGUGCCGUCCGAUUGCUCAACUAUCAAGCCCCAGGUCGGGACAGAGGCCGAGUGGAGAUCUAUGUGGGCAGACGGUGGGGCACCGUCUGUGAUGAUGUUUGGGACUCCAAGGCUGCACGUGUUGUCUGCCGCCAACUGGGCUUCCCUUAUGUGGUCAAGGCAGUCAAGAGGGCGGAAUUUGGUGAGGGCCGCUCUCUGCCCAUCCUCCUAGAUGAUGUUCGCUGUACAGGCCAGGAAAGAAAUCUUCUGGAGUGUUCGCAUGCUGGGGUUGGCAAACACAACUGUGCCCACAAGGAGGAUGCAGGAGUGAUAUGCAGCCAUGAAGACCCUGACCUAUAG